AUGCCAUACGGCCGAUGCCACGCGGACCUAGCAGCGUCCGUCCGAACUUUUAGAAGCUCAGUUUGCCCUGAAGCUUCUUUGCGAUUGUCUGAGAAGGAAAUGGGGUGGGGAGGAACCACUACUUCACCUUCUUCCAAACAAAUGGCCGAUGACGGAGAUUUGCCAAUUCCAGAUGACAAAACCUAUGUCUAUCCCGAAAAGUACUCCUGCGAAAUACGAAAAUGUGAGGAUCAGUUCCGAGGUCUUUGCGUUAACGAGGAGCGUCCCCCGGGCCAGAUGUUGAAGGAACGGGAAGAUCAGGUUCGAAACGAUGCAGGAGGUUUUGUGUUUGCGGUGAGCGAUGAAACCCGCGUACGGCGAUUCAUCAUUCUUGGCACUGCUGGUGGGACGUAUUAUGCGACUGAAAAGGAGCAGACCAUGGAUAAUGUGAAGGCUCUGAUAGAUAUAAUCGAAAGAGGACAUGGGAGCCUGAUUCUGAAGGAAGUUUACGAGAUUUCCUUGUCGGGCCGAAACCCGAAGCAAGACCCUCUCCUGAUGGCCUUGGCGCUGUGUGCUAGAUACAAUGUCUCUGAUACGACAGCCAAGGCAAAAAAAUCUGCAGGAGAAGGCUCCGAAAAAGAUCUCAUCAAAGCGAAGAAUGAGUACCUCAGUCAGCUACACAAAUCUGCAUUCAGCAUUGUGAAUGAAGUUUGUCGAAUCCCCACACACCUUUUCACUUUUGUCAAAUAUUGCGAAUUGGUCUCCCAGUCGACACAACCCGAUGAGGGUAAAAAAUCAACUGGCUGGGGUCGCCUUAUGAGGACAACCAUACAAAAAUGGUAUGCAAGCAAGACUCCUGAGCUUCUUGCUAUGCACCUCACCAAAUAUCCUCAGAGGGGUGGUUGGUCUCACCGUGAUCUCUUCCGCUUGGCUCAUCCGACUCUCACUGAGAAGAAGAAUGAAAAUUCGAUUCUGGAAUACGAGCAAUUAUAUCACUUUGCCGUAAAAGGUGAUUUGAAUACCCGGAAACGCAACUUACCAAAAGAGGAGGCCGAUCUCUCACAGCCUGCUACUAAAUACAGUGCUAUUCAGAUGGACACUGAAGUGGAGAGCAGAGCCCUCAAACUUGUUGAGGCAGUCAUGGCUCUCAAAGACGAGAAGGACGAAGGAAAAAUCGUGGAGGCUAUAAAGAAGCACAAUCUUGUUCGCGAACACAUUCCUACCGAUAUGCUGAACUCUGUGACUGUUUGGCAAGCGCUUCUUGCGAAAAUGCCCAUGACCGCAAUGAUCAGAAAUUUGGGCAAGAUGCAGUCUAUAAACGCGCUCACUGGCGAGUAUCGCGAUGCCGUCAUCAGUAAACUCACAAGCGAAAGUGAGCUGAAACACGCAAGAAUUCAUCCUAUACAGGUCCUGCUAGCAAAGACAGUUUAUCAAGCAGGUCAUGGAGACAAGGGAAAGUUGAAGUGGGAAGUCGAUGAAAAGAUUGACAAAGCUCUUGAAGAUGCAUUCUACAAAUCGUUCAUAAAUGCACCACCUACGAACAAGCGUUUCUGCUUUGCAUUCGAUGUCUCAGGAAGUAUGUGCGCCCAGAUAUCUGGCACAAUGCUGUCAUGUCGAACCGCUAGUGCUGCUUUAUCCUUAGUGAGCUUGAAAAAUGAGAAGGAAGUCGAAUGCGUUGGUUUCUGUGACAAUCUCGUUGAACUGCCAUUCCGUGGCGAUUGGACAAUCGCUAAAAUUGAGGAGUACAUGGACGGCCUGAGUUUUGGAGCUACUGAUUGUGCUCUGCCAAUGCUUUGGGCUAAGGAUAAAAACAAGAAAUUUGAUGUAUUUGUAGUUUACACUGAUUGUGAGACUUACUUCGGGGAUGUUCAUCCGUUUGUGGCUUUACGCCAGUACCGUGAGGCAUCUGGCAUCAAGGAUGCUAAACUUGUAGUAAUGGGAAUGACCUCAACCGGUUUUACCAUCGCUGAUCCCGAGGACGCUGGAAUGAUGGACAUUGUGGGCUUUGACUCCGCAGUUCCCACCCUGCUUGCCGACUUUGUUAACGGAAAAGUCUAAUCUCUACUGUAUUCACAUGUGUUGUUUUGUAUAUAUUUGAAGCUACUGGUUAUUAACAUAUGUGAUUGUUAUUUUUGGCACAUUACUUAAUCCCAGUAUCAAAUGCCAAAUUAUUGUUAAUGCUUUGCUUUAGAACUUCAUCUAAUCAUUCAUUUCGCAUAUCGUAUGUUUUCCCAAAAAGAUUUUUAGUAUGUUUAGCUUAUACAAGGGCAUUCCCAUGUCAUUGGAUAUCUAUAAAAAUGUGCAAUUGACUUGUUUAUUCUUGU
Cylicocyclus nassatus is the source of this 2303-nucleotide messenger RNA. The record is from the annotation of a GenBank genome assembly. NCBI's taxonomy places the organism in Eukaryota, Metazoa, Nematoda, Chromadorea, Rhabditida, Strongylidae.